GUGAUUACUGUUUCUAGAACGUUCGAUCCACUCGCCGACAUGAAGACAGUUGUCCUGGUCGGUGAACGAUUUCGAAAGAACCCAGUGUCUACGCUCUGUGCUUAUUCCUUGAUUUCCGCGUGAUAUCUGUCCAGUUGUACAGGAAAAAGCUAUUCCUCAUUCCGAGAUUUUAUUUCGAGACUUCAGCUUGUAGUGAACAGAAGGCGUAUAUGGGGAGAGAUUUUUAUUCCGUUCUUGGGGUUCCCAAGAAUGCCUCGGUGGAAGACAUCAAGAAGGCUUAUAAAAGGCAAGCUCUUCUGUUUCAUCCAGACAAGAAUAAAAACUCUGGAGCAGAAGAAACGUUCAAAAAAAUAUCUGAGGCCUACUCAGUGCUAACAGAUCCGGACAAAAGAAGAAUAUUCGAUAGCUAUGGCGAAGAAGGGCUCAAGAACGAAUGUGGCGGGUUUGGUUUCCCUCCAUUCACAGACCCCGCGCACAUCUUCCGCGACGUUUUUGGCAAUGAUCCUGAUUUUCAGUUCUCAGGUAGGUGAUGGAUUUUUAUCAUCGAGAGAGAAGAUUUUAGUGUGAAUUUAUCACAGGUAGUUCUAAGUCGUCCAUCUUUGAGCUUCUUAACGAUAUCAUCAAGAAUAGAUGGUAUUAACAAACCGAGUGGUUACAGAUGUUUUCGUCUGAAUUUACUAAACUGUUACAUUUAACCUUAAAAUAAACUCUAGAAAGGCUGUUGAUGUAUAGUUUGGAUUUUUCCAUAUAUUUUGGUACAUUCAAAUUGUUGCCGAGUUCGCUCAACUCGAUCCGAACCGUCAUGAAAAUCAGAGUACAAUACGUUUUGCGCGUUUUCUAGUUCUAGAAACUUCUAUAUUUUGAUCUUGUUGAUAUUGCACUUCUUACGAGCCAGUAAGAUUUCGAUUUUAGGUUAUCUGUCACUAUUUCAUUGGGAUUUUGUCAAGUAUUUUAAUUUGUGGAAAUUAAACACAAAAUUUUUGCUUACGAGGAAUCGUUCGAAUUAGGGUUUCAAAACAUAAACCUGGUCGUUUCAUCAAUACAUUUUCUGUUCUUUACUAACAAGCGCGAGGGUUUUCAUCUUCGUUGGCGAGCAUUGAGCUCAGCAUUUACGUAGUUUCUUGGUAUUUAGUUAUGCCUGACGCACUUAAAAAGGUGGCUUGGCGAGAUCAAUGUGUUACUAUUAAUUUCUUGUCUCGACCAAAAAUGCGCUCAUGCGAAACAACAGUCGGCGGUCACUAACACAUUACUGGUCUGUUUUUAACUGUGCAUCUACUGGAAUAAGUGUUCCACUGAAUUUUGCCGGUUUGUAUUGAAGGGAAAACGUAAUAGUCUUGAAUUGGCAGUUUAUGGCUUUCCUCACAGUUUUAAAUUCUGAACACUUUGCAUGUUUGUCGUUUUUCAAGCAUAUCCGAUGAUUCUGGAAUUUUCUCUCGACUACAACGUAUAUAUUGAUACUUUUUGUGUUUGGUUUUCGCUUUGUUUUCAUUCUGUUUGUCCCUUGAAAAUAUAUUUCUACUUCAAUUUGCCGAAUAUCAAAUUCCUGCUGCAAAGCUAUGAUGAAUAAGUUUAUCGUAAAAAUCUCCCUCGAGUAGCAUUUGGAUAAUGUUUCCAUUUUUAACAUAGUUUUUCUUCGAUGAUACAAUCAACUGAAGGGGCACGAAAUUUCGUAACGCCAUAAUUAGCAGCAUAUCAAAACCUCCCUUCAUUUUCCUUUAAAGAGUCACACCGAACCAUGAUUCAGGAAAUAACUAAUGGCAGUUGUAGGCCUAUUUUCGAAAAUUAAGUGAACUACUGAGCACAUUUGAACUCAUUAUUUUUGGUGUGCUGAUGAAAAUUGCCAACUUCCCUGUUCUAGAACCUUCUAUUUAAUUAGGGGUUAAAGCUUGUUUCAUCUUGUGAAAGCAAUAAGACUCUAUCAAUUAAUAUUGGUUCCUUGUUUACACCAUCUGCAGUACAAAAUAACAGAGAAUGAAAUUAUUUCAGUCUGGAAGUUUCUUGCGGAAACAAUUUCAUUUCCAUUGGAGCGACUAAUCAGAACACCAAUUUCCUGGUGCAUUUGAAGUGUGAAAACAGUGCAACAUUUCUCAAAAUUCCAUUUCUUCUGGAACAUUUCCAGUAGACUGAACCAGAAAGUUUCUUCAUUUAAUCCCUUGUUUUAAUAGAAUUGUGGUAUUCAGCUCCAACACCCAAUACGUGUAUGUACAGAUGUCACAUCUCAUUUCCAGCUAGAAGCGUUAAAUUUAAACUACAUAUUGUAAAAGAUGGAAAGUAUGUACUUAGAGUUUUUCAACAAAUUCAUGAGACUACAAGAGUAUAUUACUUGUGUUGAAUUUAGCAGUGAUCUAUUCACCACAACACAGAGUACAAUGUACAUAAUCACAUUUUUAUUCUGUAUGUUUCUUUCUUUUACAGACUUCAUGGAUGGAGAUUUUAACCCCAAUUUCUCUCGCUUGUUUUCUACCUCACGGAACUCAUCAAACUUUGGAGGCUUUAAACAUUUUUGUGAUGAAGAUUUUGACUUCCCCUGUCCUGAGCCAUUUAAGAAACAACCUGUUCGAGAUCCUCCUAUUGAGACCAACCUACAAGUUUCCCUUGAAGAACUUGACACUGGAUGCACAAAACAACUUAAGCUAACCAGACAAGCCUUAUCUCCCAAUGGACAGGCUUCUCCUGAAGAAAAAAUUCUGACAAUUGAAGUCAAACCUGGCUGGAAGGCAGGAACAAAAGUAACCUUUGAACAACAUGGAGAUCAGAAACCAGGAGUAAUUCCAGCAGACAUUAUUUUUGUUGUAGGGGACAAGCCCCACCAAUACUUUAAAAGAGAUGCUGAAAACAACCUUCUCUAUACAGCAAAAGUGGAUCUGCGUGAUGCUCUUUGUGGAUGUGUACUUCAGAUUCCAACUAUUAAGGGAAGAUUCUUAGCAGUGCAGCUAAAUGAGGUUAUACAACCAGGAACACAGAAAAGAAUUCCAAAUGAAGGUCUCCCUCUGCCGAAAUUUCCAGGAAAAAGGGGGGAUAUGAUAGUGACAUUUGACGUAGAGAUCCCUACAAAUUUGACAAUGGAACAGAGACAGCAUAUUGCUGGCUGUUUUUAGAGCAUUUUGUGAGCAUAGAGUUUAUCACAAUAGUGAAGAAGACUGCCAAUAAUAGA
Molecule: messenger RNA, 3154 nt
Organism: Pocillopora meandrina
Lineage: Eukaryota; Metazoa; Cnidaria; Anthozoa; Scleractinia; Pocilloporidae
Source: the annotation of a GenBank genome assembly